Pyrus x bretschneideri (Chinese white pear) is the source of this 516-nucleotide messenger RNA. RefSeq lists its product as uncharacterized. Bases 1 to 516 code for a protein of 171 amino acids. Lineage: Eukaryota; Viridiplantae; Streptophyta; Magnoliopsida; Rosales; Rosaceae. The record is from RefSeq and is a predicted model, not a curated record. The transcript is spliced from 3 exons.
AUGACAGAACUUAGGCCGAUCCCAUUAUGUAAUGUUGUGUAUAAGAUAAUUGCUAAAGUUCUGACAAAAAGAUUGAAGAAUGUGAUGGACCGGGGUGUGGAGGGCGAUAAGGGUCGAAUGGCGGUCAAAUUAGAUAUGGCAAAAGCAUAUGAUCGAGUGGAAUGGAGUUUUCUGAUUGAGAAGCUCUAUCAGCUUAUAUACGAAAAAAUGAAAUGGAAGGACAAAUUAGUGGGGUGCGGGUGGCGCUUGGAGCAAAUGCCAAAUCUCAUUUGUUUUUUUGCAGAUGAUUCGGUGGUGUUUUGCAAAGCGGAUGAGAUGGAGGCAAGGAAUGUAAUAAGGAUAUUGGAGAAGUAUGGUCAGGAAUCUGGUCAAAUCAUUAACUUGGAGAAAAGUUCUAUUUUCUUUGGGAAGGGUUGUUUGAUGAAGAAUAAAAAGCGUAUUGUGUCGAGAUUGAAUAUUCAAGCAAGAGAUGGCUUUGGAAAAUAUUUGGGAAUCCAGGCGGAUUUUGGACAUUAG